AUGGUGCCCGUCGGGGUGCUGGGGCUGCUCCUGUGCGUGCAGCUCUGUGCGGGGACCCCCAUCCAUCCCUGGGCCGUGGUCAGCACCCACCUUGCUACAGGCACCGAGGAGCUGCGGCUGGUGGGUGGCGGUGGGCGCUGCGCUGGCCGGGUGGAGGUGAAGCACAAUGGCAAGUGGGGCUCCGUCUGCGUCUACGACUUCGACUGGGAUGCCCGGUGGGCUACCGUGGUGUGCCGGCAACUGGGCUGCGGCCGGGUGGCCAAGGCGUCCUCCUACACCCCGUUCGGGCAGGGCACUGGCCAGAUUUGGCUCCAGCCCUUCUUCUGCCGAGGCACUGAGGCCAAGCUGCAGGACUGUCCCCAUUUCGGCUGGGGCAAACACUUCUGUGGCCACAAGCUUGACGUGGGGGUGACCUGCACAGAUGCAGUGGAGCUGCGGCUGGCGGCUGGUGAAGGGCCCUGUUCCGGGAGGGUGGAGGUGAAGCUGCAGGGACAGUGGGGCUCGGUGGGAGAUGAAAACUGGGACAUGGACAACGCCGAGGUGGUGUGUCAGCAUCUGGGCUGCGGCUCCGCCGCCCGCACCUACUUAGCCAACACCCGCUUCAUCAGCGGGGACAGCGUCAUCAGCCUGGCUCUAGUCGACUGCCGCGGGGACGAGGCCGCUCUCUGGGACUGUGAGAUCCGCGGCUGGGGACCCUACGAAGGUGUCCAUGAUUUUGACACCGCUGUCGAAUGCCAAGGGUUUGCCCGGUUGGUCGGCGGUGACAGUGCCUGUGCCGGGCGGCUGGAGGUGCGGCAGGGCCAAGCCUGGACCAGUGUCUGCGAGGACAGCGUGGACGUCGAGGUCGCCCGGGUGGUUUGCCGGGAGCUGGGCUGUGGCGCGGUGCUGGCUGUGCCCGGCCCCGGCCGGUUUGAGGCGGGAACUGGGCCGCUCUGGCAGGCAGGGUUCAAGUGCACUGGCACCGAGACUCUCCUCGCCACCUGUGCCCGGCAGCCACCCCGCAGCCAGGACUGCGCCGGCCCCGCCAGCAUCAUCUGCUCCUCCUACACAGGUUUCCGGCUAGCAGACAACAGCUCGGACUGUGCCGGGCGGGUGGAGGUGGAGGUAGGGGGGACAUGGGGGUCCCUCUGUGCCACCGGCUGGGACUUGCCUGAUGCCCAUGUCCUCUGCCACCACCUUGGCUGUGGCCACGCUGCCACCGUGCCCCCGGGAGGCUCCUUUGGCGGAGGGGAUGGGCCACUGCGGCAGGAUACCUUCAGCUGCAGCGGGAGUGAGCGGCACCCGGGCGAGUGCCCCACGUCAGUGCUGGGGGAGCCCGCCUGCCCCCCUGGCUAUGCUGCUGCCGUCAACUGCUCAGGUGUUGCUGAGCCCCUGCGGCUGGUGGAGGGGGAGAGCUGGUGCGAUGGGCGGCUGGAGGUUGCUGCAAGCCCCGGGGUGUGGACACAUGUGCUGGUGGGGCUAGAGGACACCUGGGAUGCCAGUGUGCUGUGCCAGCAGCUGGGCUGUGGCGUGCCAGAGAAAGUCUACACUGUGCCGGGCUCAGGCACCGCAGGGCUGCUGUGUGCUGGCACCGAGGAGAACCUGGCCCAGUGCAACAUCUCGGGGACGGCCACCGCACCCACCAGCAGCCCCGAGGAGGUGGCCAUCGUCUGCUCGGGCAGCCGGCGGGUGAGGCUGGCGGGCGGCCCUGGGCGCUGCGCUGGGCGGGUGGAGGUCUACAUCAACGGCACUUGGGGCACCGUCUGCCAGGAAACCUGGGACAUGCUGGACGCCGCCGUUGUCUGCCGCCAGCUGGGCUGCGGAACGGCACUGGCAGCGCCCAGCUCGGCUCGCUUCGGUCCCGGCACGGGGCCGCUGUGGCUGGAUGCUGGUGGCUGUGUGGGGACCGAGGCGUCUCUCUGGGACUGCCCGGCCUUGGCACGGCAUGACUGCCAGCGCGGUGGCGGGGCGGGUGUCGUCUGCUCAGAGCAGCUCUCCCUGCGGCUGGUGGGCGGCAGCAGACGGUGCAAGGGACACCUGGAGGUGCUCUACAAUGGCACCUGGGGCCGCGUGUGCUCCAACGGCACCAGCCCUGCCACUGCUGCCACUGUCUGCUGGCAGCUGGGCUGUGGGAACAGGGGGAGUCUGGCAGCUGUCCCCACCCAGAACCCGGCCCCUGCCUGGCUGGCCUGGGUGGGCUGCGAGGAGGGGGCCCGCUCACUUUGGCAGUGCCGCUCAGCACCCUGGCACCUGCAGGCCUGCAGCCCCGGCAGGGACACCUACAUCACUUGUGACAGGGACAGUGACAGCACAAGUGGGAUGCCCACUCCAUCCCCAGGGAGCCGCUGCGCAGACGGUGCCACUUGCACAGAUGUCCCCAGCACCACCACCCCAGCAGCAGUGGCGGGGACCAUGCCAGUGCCCACAGUCCUGUGCGUGGUCCUGGGGACGCUGCUGUGCCUGGCCCUGGGUGCCCUGGCCAUGCAGGUGUGCCGCACCUGGGCUCAGCGCCGAGGUGGAGCCGCCGAUGCCACCUCGGACGCGGUCUACGAGGAGCUGGACUACACCCUGAUGCCGGAGUACCAGGAGGUGCAGACUCGCUCAGGCUCCCCAUCAGAGGGGUCAGGGAUGAAGCUGCCGUAUUACACCGGGGACAGCAUGGAGGAGAGUGACCCCAAGGCAGCCCCAGACUCCCCUGCCCAUCACAGCCCCCCAGAUGGCUAUGACGAUGCUGCAGCCGUGCUGGAAGGGUCCCCCACUCCUGGCAUCAGGGUUAUCUCCGAGGGGGUGGAAUGGAGGAGCGGGGGCUGUGUCCCACCCACAGGUAAGAGGGGCCACAGCUGUCCUGGCCCCUGGAGAGCCACCUCUGAGAGGCUCGGCUGCGGUGGCAGGAGGGAAGCAGGCAGCAAAUCCAGGGGGGCUGCUGUAAGACCCCAGCUGGGGUUUGGCAGGAGGGACAUGAAGCAGUCCCCCUAAGGCACCGGCCUUUCCUGUCCCCAAAGGUGGGAGCUGCCCCCCCCAAAGUCCCCCAGGA
Molecule: messenger RNA, 3013 nt
Organism: Athene cunicularia (burrowing owl)
Lineage: Eukaryota; Metazoa; Chordata; Aves; Strigiformes; Strigidae
Product: antigen WC1.1-like
Exons: 12
Coding region: 1-2955 (984 amino acids)
Cellular component (GO): membrane
Source: RefSeq, a predicted model, not a curated record